Messenger RNA from Sus scrofa (pig), 7868 nucleotides. The record is from RefSeq and is a predicted model, not a curated record. Lineage: Eukaryota; Metazoa; Chordata; Mammalia; Artiodactyla; Suidae.
AACCUACACCACAGCUCACAGCAAUGCCGGAUCCUUAACCCCUGAGUGAGGCCAGGGAUCAAACCCGCAACCUCAUGGUUCCUAGUCAGUUUCGUUAACCACUGAGCCAUGAUGGAAGUCCCAAAUGCACUGUUUUUAUAAGAUCAAAUAUAUGUAUUCAUUCCAAUUUCCAAAGUUAAUGAUAGAUGCUUUCUGGAGAAUACCUGUACUUUUUUUACUGGUACCUCACAAUCACAUAUCUUCUUUCUCUGGUGCAAUCUGUGACUUUUUAGUGGAGAGAGCUACAUGAUCUGUGAUUUAGAUUGUUUACCCAUGAUGUUACCGGAGGACAGUAUUUGACUUCCUUGAACAUAUUUUUAUAUUACAACAUAUAGAGUACCCAAACUAAGACUUUCUUUGGGAGCUCCCAAGGCUAAUGAUGUUUUUUCCUAUCACUGAAUGUGCUGGGAUUGUUGCUGUUGGUACUGAUUACAUUAUUGAAUUAACUAAAGUAGAAUGACUCAUUUGCUGAAUUCGCACAUCUGUAGGUGUAUUUUUAUGUCUUAGGGUAGAGAUUAUGGGCACCCAGAUUUAAUUGUAUAAGAAUGUUUCAAGAUGGUAGAUGAUUCCAAGAUUGAAUUAUGACUGGUGUUAAUAAGGGUAGAGGUUGUGUUUUGUAUCAUAAGCCAUUUUAGUACCAUUUUCUCAGUAUUUGCUAAAUACACACAUACACACACAAUCUUGAUUACUAUAAAGAUAGAUGAUAAAUAGAGACGUAUAGAUUCUUGGAUUUCUGUUCCUGAAAACCAGAAUGCAUGCUUGAAAGUGACUUUGUCUAAUUCAGUGUGAAAUAUGAGGUUAAAAUGGAUGACAUUUUCUAGAAAUGGAAGGGAGUAAUCUGGAGUUCCCUGGUAGCUCAGUAGGUUAAGGAUCCAGUGUUGUUGCUGCUAUGGCUUGGGUUUGAUACCCGGCCCCAGAACAUGGGCGCGGCCAGAAAAAAAAAAAAGAGAAAGAAAGAAAGGGGAGUCUGAGAUUCAGUUCAUCUUGAAUGACAUUCCCUGUAGAUCUGAAAAUUGUUAGGAGAAUGUUUAUGUUUAUGAUGUUGUGACUUACAGGUUAGACUUGAGGUGUCAUAGUAAAACACCAUUAAUGUUAUUCUUAGGAGCUAGAUGUUCUCCUUGUAUUCUAGAUUUUCUGCUUCUAUAGCAAAGUAUUUUGGUAGGUCAUUAGUGAUGUCUGUAAGGUUGUAAAGGAAAACGUGAACUGUCCUUAGCAGUACAAACUGGUCCUUCAUAAAAUGGGAGGAACCUACCUUCCUGCUUAUCCUAUUAUUUUCCCAUGCAUACCCUACAUUCCACCUUUAAGGAACCACUUGCUUCUGGAGCCUGCCAUGUUCUUUUAGGCUUCUGUGCUUUAGUUAUAUUCUCUUCUUGAUCUGGAUUGUCCUUGCCCUAGCAAAUUCCCAUCCACUUUUUAGGACUAGUGAUCACCUUCCCUAGGAAGCUCCCUUAUCGCUUCUUUCUCCUUCUGCUCUGAGUUAAAUGUUCUGAUAGCACUGGUGCAUGGAUCUGUAUGUAACUCUGCCAUGUUUUCUUUUUCUUGUCUGUCUCCCUUACUGAACAGUGAGCUCCUUGCAGUCAGGGAAUGUGUAUGUCAUCUUUAUUUCUUUAACAUUUAAGUCAGUGCCUGGCAAAGAGAGUUGGUGUUCAAAAAAAUACCACUGUUGAAUGCUUUAAUGUGUAGAUAGAAAAAGGAAUGAAGUCAUUUUUAAUUUUCUCCAUAAUAUUAAUAGCUGUUUACAAAUCAUUUUUAUCUUUUAAGUAACCUUUUGUUAGCUAAUUCAAAACUAUGUCUGAAAUAAAGAAAUGUUACCUAUUAAUAUUUUAGGUUUAUCCAUUGGAAAAUGAAUUGAUAGCAGUUUAAAUAUACAUAAGCAUGUGCUUAAUCUUUCUUGAUCAUCCUGGUUUUACUUGUCUCUUACAGAGAAAACAAAAAUGAGAGGAAUCUGGUUUAAAUUGCAAUGCAAGGAAUUUAGAUUAGACAUAAAGAGUUUCCAGAAAAUAAAGUACCAGAUAUCGAAGUGAUUUGUUAAGUCAGCAAACAAAGAAAACAUGGUAUUUUGAAGUAUGAUUAAACUCCUGAUGCUGCAGCAGUGGCUAAGAAUAUUAAUGGCCAGAUCUAGUGCUCACAUGGUCUUCUGAAGAAGCCAUGGGUAGCUGUUGUAGCUGUCCAGAUAAAGACACUGUCCCAGAUAACCACCGGAACAAGUUUAAGGUCAUUAAUGUGGAUGAUGAUGGAAAUGAGUUAGGUUCUGGCAUAAUGGAACUUACAGACACAGAACUGAUUUUAUACACACGCAAGCGUGACUCGGUAAAAUGGCACUACCUCUGCCUCCGACGCUAUGGCUAUGAUUCAAAUCUCUUUUCUUUUGAAAGUGGUCGAAGGUGUCAAACUGGACAAGGAAUCUUUGCCUUUAAGUGUGCUCGUGCAGAAGAAUUAUUUAAUAUGUUGCAAGAGAUUAUGCAGAAUAAUAGUAUAAAUGUGGUGGAAGAGCCAGUUGUUGAAAGGAAUAACCAUCAGACAGAAUUGGAAGUCCCCAGAACACCUCGAACACCUACAACUCCAGGGUUUGCUGCUCAGAACUUACCCAAUGGAUAUCCUCGAUAUCCGUCAUUUGGAGAUGCUUCAUCCCAUCCCUCAAGCAGACAUCCUUCUGUGGGAAGUGCACGCCUGCCUUCAGUAGGUGAAGAAUCUACACAUCCUUUGCUUGUGGCUGAGGAACAAGUACAUACCUAUGUCAACACUACAGGUGUGCAAGAAGAGCGGAAAAACUGCACAAGCGUGCAUGUCCCAUUGGAGGCAAGAAUUUCUAAUGCUGAAAGCAACACGCCAAAAGAAGAACCAAGUAGUAUUGAGGACAGGGACCCUCAGAUUCUUCUUGAACCAGAAGGAGUCAAAUUUGUCUUAGGACCAACCCCUGUUCAAAAGCAAUUGAUGGAAAAAGAGAAACUGGAACAACUUGGAAGAGAUCAAGUCAGCGGAAACGGUGCAAAUAACACGGAAUGGGACACUGGCUAUGACAGUGAUGAACGAAGAGACGUACCCUCUGUUAACAAACUGGUGUAUGAAAACCUAAACGGGCUCUCCCUCCCCAGUGCCUCGGGGCUCAGGAGAGGGCGUCUGCCCUCCACCAGUACCUCAGACACCCAGAAUAUCAACAACUCGGCUCAGAGAAGAACUGCAUUGUUAAACUACGAAAAUCUACCGUCUUUGCCUCCUGUUUGGGAAGCCCGCAAGCUAAGUAGGGAUGAAGAUGACAAUUUAGGACCAAAGACCCCAUCUUUAAAUGGCUACCAUAAUAAUCUAGAUCCAAUGCAUAACUAUGUAAAUACAGAGAAUGUAACAGUGCCGGCAAGUGCUCACAAAAUAGAAUAUUCUAGGCGUCGGGACUGUACACCAACAGUCUUUAACUUUGAUAUCAGGCGCCCAAGUUUAGAACACAGGCAGCUCAAUUACAUACAGGUUGACUUGGAAGGCGGCAGUGACUCUGACAACCCUCAGACUCCAAAAACGCCCACCACUCCCCUUCCACAGACCCCUACCAGGCGCACAGAGCUGUACGCUGUGAUAGACAUCGAGAGAACUGCUGCCAUGUCAAAUUUGCAGAAAGCACUGCCGCGAGACGAUGGUACAUCUAGGAAAACUAGACACAAUAGUACUGAUCUGCCCAUGUGAGCCCGGAAAGCAUUAUACUGUUUGCACCUUUGUGAAGUUUUUAAAAAUGAAGAUGCAAGUGCUUCAUUUUUAUUUCUAAACACUAACUCCUUUUAUAGACUUAUACAUUUUUUUUUCUGAAUAUUUCAUGUGCUUCUUUAAAGGGAAUUAAUAUAGAACAGGUACUCAUUAAAGAACACUAAUUUCAUUAUAUACUACUCAUUACUGUACAGCAGCAUUCCCAUUUUCACAGUGCCUAUUCAAAAUGAGGGUUGAAAUGAGUGACAUGCUGGUCGAUUUUUAUCAAGAUUCUGGACUCACGCAUAUCAUUCAUAUGUAAGUCAUGGUUGGCAUUUAAAACAUUUUAUAAAGCCUCUUGAUAAUGUGCAUUGCUGACAGAUAACUCUAGGCAUUGAAAGUAAUAUUUGUAGAUUCACUAUUCAUGGUAUGUGGCCUCCAGCAUGUAACAUGAGGAAUCUUUUUUUUUUUUUCCAUUAAUUGUAGGCUUUUUGACUUGAGCCAAAACAUAUGUAAAGGAAAUAGAAGUACCACACCUCCUUAUGCACCAGUCAGUUCCUUUGCCUUCAGCGUUUCUAGAAAGAAUCCAGCGCACAUGACUAUGGUUUGCCGUUGAUGUGUUGAAAGGCAGGAAAGAGACAAGGUUUUCUGUGUAUUCAUCUCAUGAUGUCAUUUGAAGGGCAUGUCCAGAUAUCUUAAUCAGAAUUACAAAUAGGCUCAAGAAUCCGUCUCAGGUCACUUUACCCAAAAACAUUUGAAAAUCUGAACCAUGAAUCUCCUAAAAGUUUCUCUCCUACAGAUUAUUAACCAUAGAUAGCAUUGUUUUCUGGAGGCAUUUGUGCCAUUAGGUUGCCAUUUACCUUCAUUUGUUUCCUUUGGUGUUUGGGAUGUCUAAUUUUGUUGCUUCAUGUCUUUUUCAGUUUAAAAUGUUUGAGUUUGUAUAUAGUUUUGAAAUUGGAUUCUGUGUUCAUUGUUGUUUAGUUUGCAUCUUUGUCAAAUUAUGGUUUUGAAGGUUCAUUUGGAAUUUACUGUUAUUCUAUAACAGGUUUGCCCUUGUCCAGUAUUUAUUUAUAUGCUGUUUACUUUUCAAGCUGAUAAAAGCAUUCUCUCAAUUUUAAAUUUCACUUGGGUCCGUAGGUGAUCUCUUUAGCAGCUGAGGGAAAAAAAAAAAAAAAAAAAAAGCUCCUUUUAACAUGCAUCAAGUUCCCUAAAGGUACUGUGUUUCUUCGGUGAGCACUCGCCCCAGCACUUUAGCAGGAUUCCCCUCCGUCACAGUGCUGCUCAGCUCUGCUGCCCUUUCAUUCAUAGCUGGAUCUUGGAUUAUCCCUUGAUUGCAAUAGAAUGUUAACCAGCAUAGCAGGUACAGUGGAAGUCUGUAGCAAUGAGAUUCCUAAUUUAGGAUUGAAAAUGAAUUGAGGUUUCCGUAAACUGAGGAGAAUCCCUGUGUCUAACUCUUGGAAAAUCAAGAAUUUUCCAGUUUCCCAAACCUCAGAGAAGACAAGAAAAAGUAGAGUGGAAAGAAGGUUUGAUAACCGUGCAAAAUAUUUCAGUUUCCUCAAAAUAUGAGGACGUCUGAGAGUAUGAUCUGGAUUUACCAGAUGUAACUAAGGCUAAUUUAGCAUGAAAAAGUUUCAGUCAUAUAUCAUCUAAUCUGUUCCAUAAAUGGCCUCAUUAUAGGACAGUGAAUGGACUAGCAAAAUAAUAGGGUGGGACCAUUAUAAAGAAAAUAAAUUAUUAAAGAUGUCUAUCAUUUUCGUGCCAUUGGUUUAUGUGCAUAGCAGAAUUUUCUUUCUUUUUGCCUGUGAAUUUGGUGCUUACUUAAGUGUUCACUGUUCUCUAAAGAGAGCAGUAGUAUGGAUGUGCAGUUUCCAUUUUUAACGUACUGUUCCAUUUAUACUUUUUUCUGAGCAGAUUGCUAAUUGUGCCAAAUUUGUAUGAUGAAUUUUGUAAUGUGGAAUAAGAAUCAUGAUGGAACCAGUGCACAUGGUUUUCUCCAAAACAAGCAGUCAAGACAGAACGUGAACCUCCAAAUGAAAGGGCUGACCUAUUUUCUUUCUCAUUUUGGAGGUUGGAUACUUUCUUUUCUUUCUUUUCCUCAUCCUUUUCAUUUUUCCUUCCAGAUUUGAUUAGUUUUUAUAUUUUUAAAGUAACGAUAAUAUAACCAUUACAGUUUAUUCUUUAAAUAAUGUGUGCUUUAAAAACCAAAAUGGGACCAAUCUGUCUGCUAAGAAUUUGAUUUUAGGUACUACGAGUAUUAGGAAAGAUGUAUACAACCGGUGUUAACUUCUAGAAGUCUCUGGAAGUCACCUGUGUUCUUAUUUAAUAAGUAACAUAGAACACUAUUUGUCCUUUGCAGUAGUCUAGUAAUGGGCAUUAAGCUCUGUCCUGGAAGAAUGUACCAAUUACUAGGUGCAUUUUAGAAUGAGAUACUGUCUUGGGAUAUAAUUGUGGCCAUAUGUUUCAGGUUUUCUGAAACACCUAAUUUUAGAUACUCUCUUCUUUGAUAGUCCGUCUGAUCCCACUUUUUGGUUCUGGAAUUAUAAUCAUUGUUCAUAUGUUUUCCCUCUAAUAGAAUCCUCUUUUAUCCCUAUAGAGCAUAACAGCUUUUAUCCCAGACCGGGGCUGGAAACUGAUAUGGGUAUUACCUGUAUUUUUUUCUUAGUGUGUUUUAUUUCCCUGUUUCAUCUAACUUUAAAAAUGAAAAUAUGGUGCCUUCCCUCCCUCCAGGAAGAUUGGCAAAUAGUUCCUUUUAUUUACUGCUGCUGUGGAGUGAUGAGAUAUGCACUUUACUCUUGAAGACUCAGCAAAAAGCUUUUCACUUCUCAGUAUAUUCAGAAUAGAUCACAUCUGGGACUUAAGAAAAUUUGCCAAGCAAUCUUUGUUUUUAUAGAUAUUAAUGUUGACCCCACAGUUCAAUGUUAAGUCAAGCUAGUGUUUGUUUAUCCCCCCCAGAGCUGUGGCACAACAUAUAAAAGUGUACCUCAAUAAUGUUCUAUUAAAAAUGGGACAGGGGCCUUAUGUUUCCAUAAUUUCCCAAUAAUGUGCCACCAUGUUUUUGCCUCAAGGUAAAGGUUUUAACAGGCUAAAAAGUAUGUCCCACUUCCCUUUUGUGCUGUUCCUAACCCAUAAUGUCCAAGUGUUUUGUGCAAUGUGUAGUGUGUGUGUAUAAAUAUAUAUAUAUAUAUGUAUAUAUACAUAUAUAUAUAUAUAUAUAUCUCCUUGAAAUGGACAUAACGUUAGAGACGACAUUCAAAGUAACCUAUGUAUUGGCAUCUUUCAUAUUUCUGAUAGUGAGGUAUAUGGUACUAAUUACCUUUUCCCUGAUAUUUGCCAAAUUUGAAUAAAGGCAUUGGUACGAAAUCACAGAAUGUACAGAAAAUGUUUUUGGCUUGAAAAAUUAACAAAUAUUUUAUGACAUACCACAGUAUACUCUGCCCAAACCAGCAACCUGUCUUUCUUGUUCUUCACAUCCCUCUUCUUCAUCCCUGUUUUUUUCUUUUCUUUUCUUUUUUUUAACACAGUUCUUUUGUAGCAUCAUUACAAUUGCAAUUCUAUGACAUUUGGACAAUAAUAGCAUGGUAUUAAUAGUACAGUAGUCACCGGUGUGCCACAUUUGCAUUAGUAAAUGCAAAAUAUACAUUUUAUAAAGGACAAAUUUUGUUAUGUUUUUAUUUUCAUUACAUUGUAUAAUAUUGUAAGAUUAUUGUAUGUCCUAAUUUGCAUUAUAAAUGUUUUUUCCUACGUAAAGGCAUAAAUAUAGCAACUUUGUAUAAAGGUAGCUUAUUAGAUUUUUAAUUUUUUCUUUUAUAAAAAAUUGUCUAACAGUGGGACUACCAUUGCCAAAUUGUAUAUGAAAUAUGAAUUUUACCCCUAUGGUUAAUUUCUUUUAUAAACAUUCCAUAUAUCUCUAAUAAAAGACAUAAGUGAUACUGUACUAUGCAUAAAUUGUAUUUCAAUGCUGUUUCAGAUCAGCAUUUUAAAUUUUGGUUUGCAUUUUUAAUAUUGGCAAAACUUACCACUGUUGAUUAAACCUUAUUGUAUAUGUAACAACAUCUUUUGCCCUCUAUCCCUCCCCACCCUUGUUCUCUAUUUCUCCCUGUCAGUGCCAACUUCAUACAUUUUGUAGCAUGGCAAUAAAAUAUAACUUUUACACUGAG